Xiphias gladius (swordfish) is the source of this 2386-nucleotide messenger RNA. It is a transcript of the gene pkmyt1, whose product is annotated as protein kinase, membrane associated tyrosine/threonine 1. The transcript is spliced from 8 exons. NCBI's taxonomy places the organism in Eukaryota, Metazoa, Chordata, Actinopteri, Istiophoriformes, Xiphiidae. The record is from RefSeq and is a predicted model, not a curated record. Gene Ontology annotation, molecular function: ATP binding; protein kinase activity. Gene Ontology annotation, biological process: protein phosphorylation. The coding region runs from base 209 to 2011 and encodes 600 amino acids.
UCAGAUAAGCAGUAUGUAUUCACGGAAGGCAGGUACGCAGCACUACGUAUCAUUUUCAGAAUUUGGCGCCAGGUAGUUUCACGCUUGAAGGAUGUACGCGCAGUUUGAUUUGGACACUGCGACUAUCUAAAUUAUGAAGACUGCCUGCGGUUAAUACCGGAUUAUGCACACUAUCUUCAGAGAAAGGAACUGAAAAAGUGCAUACAGAAUGUCAGUGGCAGUGGAAACAACAGUGUCCAGGGGGCCUCUCCCUCUUCCGACUCACUUCUCCCAUGCAGAGCAGUCCUUCUCCCUCAAAAAGCGGCAUCUCCCGUUUUCCCUGUCGUCUAUGUCCAACUCAUCCUACUUAUCCCCUGCCCGGCUCUCACAUUCUCUGCCUCCGCUGCCACCAUCCAAGGGAUGCCCCCCUUUGAGCAGGAUGUUCCCCCAGCAUCAGUCUCCUUGGACACCUCUGUCUUGUUCCCUUAGUAAGUCUCCGCCUCCGAAUUCUGUAUAUGAUCCCAGCAAACAUCAGACCUAUUUCAAUCAGUGCUUCACUAAUUUGGGCCUACUGGGAAGAGGAUCCUUCGGAGAGGUCUACAAGGUGCAAAGCAACGAGGAUGGUCGCCAGUAUGCAGUGAAGCGGUCUGCUCAUCGCUUCAGGGGUAACAGUGAGAGGAACCGGAGCGUGCGGGAAGCCAGGAACCAUGAGCGCCUGUGUCCUCACCCUCACAUCCUGAAUUUUGUGGCAGCCUGGGAGGAGUGUGGCCGACUGUACAUUCAGACAGAGCUGUGUAGCACCAGCUUGCUGCUCCAUGCUGAGAACCAGCCCCCUGGCCCAGGGCUGUCUUUUAAAACUAAUCCAGAUGAGCCUGCAGCAUGGGCCUACCUGUGCGACCUCCUCUCAGCACUGCAACACUUGCACGCUCAUGGUUUUGUUCAUCUGGACCUCAAACCCGCCAAUGUCCUCAUCACUGACUCUGGUCGUCUCAAGCUGGGGGACUUUGGGCUGCUGCUUGAGCUCAAACAGAAGAGUACCGAGCCUAUAGACGGGAAAGUCAAAGAGGAUGCUCAGGAGGGAGAUCCCAGAUAUAUGGCCCCUGAGCUUCUCCAUGGGGAAUAUGGACCUGCUGCAGAUGUUUUCAGUCUCGGUGUUUCUAUUCUGGAGCUUGCCUGUAAUAUUGAAGUUCCAAAUGGUGGUGAGGGCUGGCAACAGCUCAGACAAGGCUGCCUCCCCUCAGAGUUUACCAGUGGUCUGUCAACUGAGCUGCAGACAGUACUGCAGAUGAUGCUUGCCCCAGAGCCCUCUGAGAGACCAACAGUCUCUGAGCUUCUUGCCCUCCCCUCUGUUAGGAAACACAGGUGGAAGAGGCGCAUCUAUCUUAUGGUUGCUGAGACUUUUCUGACUCUGGCCUCCUUCUGCCAGGUGGUGGUGUGCUUCGGGUGUAGACUCCUGUCCUCCCUUCACUUGUCCUUUCUUCCUCGUUGGACCAAGCCAGUGCCCUGCACUCCUCCUAAGGACAGUUGGGACAGGGAUUUAACCCUGCCCCUCAGUGCCAUGCACGCUGACUCAGGUAGCCCAGAGGAUGAUGCAGUGUUUCUGCUGGAUCCCGCAGACCCAGAGCUUUCCCCCACCUUCUCACACAGGGUCAAAUCUAGACUGUCUGUGGAAAGCACAUCCACUCCUCUGCCAGGUUCACCGACACACAUUCAUCCAAGUCCUGCCCACACACCAUCUUGCUCAGAUCUGGGGGACUGGUCCUCCUGUAACUUGGCUCAGACCCCCUCCAGCAUCCACUCCAAUGGUUCCUGCCACACACUGACCCCCAGUGCAAGCCCCACUCAUGCAGAGCUUCUUUCAGACAGCAUGAAUGAAAAGUCCAUGCAGAGCAGACACUCUUCAUCCACCAAGUCCUCACAGCAACAUGGUCGCAACUGGGUCCGAGCAGAGGACGCUGUACCCCGAUCCAACUUUGAACCGAAGAACCUGCUCUGUCUGUUCGAGGACACAGCUCUAGAGGGACAGCCAUGAAGACUGCCAGUUUACCUUCGGGGACACGGUCUUUCACUUAAAGGUGUCAGGGGAAAAACAACCUAAUGUAUGAAUGUACUAAGUUCACUACUUAGUUUGCUUGAACUGUUUUUUUGUUUGUUUGUUUUGGGUUUUUUUUUUGCCAUUUUGUAAAAGUUGUACUGCAGCUUCUUUUAACAUGCAUUUGAAAAAAUGAAUUUGGGGAUAAGGCUUGAAUAUGUAAUCAGACGAUAAAGCACUUUUUAUGUUUGUAUAAAUGCAAUCUGUUGCUGAAAUGACAAGUAAUGGUUUAUUGUUAUAUAAAUGUUAUCAUUAGCUUGGUGUACUCUGAGUCAUGUACCUCAAGAGUUACAAAAGAAAAUAAAAUGAGGAGGA